Messenger RNA from Haliotis rubra (blacklip abalone), 2071 nucleotides. RefSeq lists its product as uncharacterized. Gene Ontology annotation, molecular function: oxidoreductase activity. The coding region runs from base 546 to 1454 and encodes 302 amino acids. The record is from RefSeq and is a predicted model, not a curated record. Lineage: Eukaryota; Metazoa; Mollusca; Gastropoda; Lepetellida; Haliotidae. The transcript has 2 exons.
UUUCGUCUGCAAACUUGGAUUGCGUAUUUCACAUAAGAAAAAAGUGUUAUGAUGUUCCCGUGUUCGAAGUCCAAUGUGCACAAACAGCAUAACAGGCCUUUACACACCAGAAACCCCAGAAAUUUAAGUGUGUCUGACAUUUCUGUUAGUUUGAAAAUACGAGUGACGACUUUGUUCCAAGAGGUCAGUUGAGCUGAAGGGUAGUUGAUCGAGUCAGUACAACAUAUAGGCCCGAGUACGUUGCUGUACACAGAAGUAUCGGCAUCAGAUGGGCAUCCAUUGUUCUCUGCUUGUUUAGGUUGAAAUUAAUUAACAUGCGCCCUUUUGGUAUGUGUAUCAACAUUGUCCCAAAGUCUUUAUCCAUUGCCCUUACAGAUAUAUUUUAGUUUCAUGAUAAUGACAUUAAUGUCCAAUAUUGCAUCCACUGGCAAAUCAUCUCAUGGCAGCUUAUGAGACGUAGGUGGCAGUGUUAGACUGCCCGAUUGAAAGCCAUAGAUCAGUAUCACUGUCUCCAUGCUGUGUCCAAAACCUGGACGGACACCAAGAUGUGUGAUCUUGACGAAUUAAAAGACGGUUGUACGGAAAACUCAGCUCCAUCAGGAUUACCUCCAUCUGCCCCACCUUGGCUUGAUGUUGAAAAGUUUAACAGGGGUAGAAAAUUCUUUCAGGAGUAUUUAUGCAGCAAUUUUCUGGCAAUGUUUACAUCUCUUGUUGGUGGACUGAGUGUCAUAAAUCUUCUGGAACCUCUUGUUUUCACAAAAGCCUCAGAUGACCCCAAGAAAUCGUUGAAAAGGUACUUCAGCACAUUUCACCAUGUCACAUGUUGGCACUAUGGUAAUGUCUGGGAUAGUGAAAGUGAUGCAUAUCAGUCUGUCAUUUAUGUCAGGAAUAUUCACAACAAAGUUGCAAAGCAGAUGAACAGUUCACAGCAGCCGGAAAGACUGUAUUUCUCCCAGUACGACAUGGCAUUGGUGCAGUGUGGAUUUAUGGGAUGCAUUGUCCUUUAUCCAGAAUACUUUGGGGUUCCUUUCAAUCAACAACAGAUUGAUGAUUAUGUAUAUUUUUGGAAAGGAAUGGGAUACUUGCUGGGUAUAUCUGACAAAUAUAACAUAUGUAAUGGUGGUUAUAGUUGUGCUCGAGAAAAGUGCAAAGGUAUUGAAGAAAGAGUUCUUAUUCCUGCUCUGAACAAUCCACCCAAGGAUUUCCUUCCAAUGGCCGAAGCAUUCAUAGGAGGAGCUAACCUCCCAUGGAAAUUCAAACUGUUGUCCUUUGUGUCAGUCCUAGCUUUUGGUCUGGAAGCUAUGGGAGAACCAAGACCCAAGCUAGGCCUGAGUGAUACUUUGAGACUUUAUUUCCUCAAGACUGUGGUGGUACUAGUGCGUUACAGUGCUUUCUUUCGAAGACGGAUAAACAGAGCCAUGGAAAUGAUGAUGGGCUGUUCAAAAAUGACAUGAUAUCCUUCAUAUAUAUAUAUGAAAAAGAUUCUUCUUCUAAAAGGCUGUGAACACUGUAAAUAUGCUCUUAAUUUGUUUCACUAUUGCAGGUUUUUAGAAAGCUAUGAUAAAUAAUUUAGCACUUUAGUUUUUACAUAACCAAAACAGGAGAGAACAUGAGGAUAAGUUUUUGCAGAGGCUGAUCCCAGUAAUCAUGCAUAUUGUCUAAGACAGACCCACAAUUAAUCUUUUGUUCUUCUGCUGAUACAUUAUUCCAUUCCAGUAGCUGUACACAGGUAUGAAUGAAAAAAAAUUUCUCCAUAUUGCCAUUAAUAAUUUCAGUGUUAUAAAUUUCAAUCUUAUAAAUAGUUUCAUGAAAGUGUUUACUGAAGAUAAUAUGUAUAGAAAUCGAUAUGACAAUGGCAACACCAGAAGUAGAUUUUGUUAUUUAUACCGUGCAUAUGGUCUCGUGUUUUAAAUAAUUUUAAUUCUAUGGACCAAUAUUUGUUUAAAUUGACAGCCUCAGGGUCGGAUUAGAGCUGUUGGUAUAAUCAAGUACAGUGACCAUUUCGCAUGAAGUGAUUAGCAACAGACGUAUCUAUUGUACAUGAUAUUAAUAUAGUGUUCCUUGAUCCCCA